Messenger RNA from Condylostylus longicornis, 2489 nucleotides. It is a transcript of the gene DNApol-eta, whose product is annotated as DNA polymerase eta. Gene Ontology annotation, biological process: error-prone translesion synthesis; response to radiation. Gene Ontology annotation, cellular component: nucleus; site of double-strand break; replication fork. Gene Ontology annotation, molecular function: damaged DNA binding; DNA-directed DNA polymerase activity. The transcript is spliced from 4 exons. The coding region runs from base 119 to 2386 and encodes 755 amino acids. The record is from RefSeq and is a predicted model, not a curated record. Lineage: Eukaryota; Metazoa; Arthropoda; Insecta; Diptera; Dolichopodidae.
AUGAAGUUAUUAUACAUGUUAAUACUCCUACACAAUUUUAAACUUAAGCCACUAAGUUCAUCUUUUAUAUAUGCAACAGAAAUUUUAUUGAAGAAAUCUGUUUUGAUACAGUAAUAUUAUGGGAACUAGAGUUAAUAUAAAUUUAGAAAGCCGAUACGAGCGCGUUGUUAUACUUAUUGACAUGGAUUGUUUUUAUUGUCAGGUUGAAGAAAAAUUAAAUCCUGAUUUGCUAGGAAAACCAAUAGCUGUAGUGCAAUACAACGCGUGGCGAGGCGGUGGAAUUAUAGCCGUCAAUUAUCCAGCUCGAGCUAAAGGUGUCACAAGGCAUAUGAGAGGAGAUGAAGCACAGGAACAUUGUCCUGAUAUUAAUUUGGUUCGGGUGCCGAAUGUAAGAGAAAAAGCUGAUUUAACAAAAUAUCGUGAGGCGGGAAAAAGUGUCGCUGAAGUACUACAAACAUUUACACCUCUUUUGGAAAGAGCUAGUGUGGAUGAGGCGUACUUAGACAUAACUGAACAAGUAAAAGCUCGUUUAAAGGAAAUGAAUGAAGGGAAAUAUAAAAUUCUUCCCCAUUCUCUAGAAAACACGUUUGUUGUUGGAUAUGAAACCAUUGGGUUAUUUAUACACGAAAUUUCUGCCAAUCAAUCAGAUACGGAAAAUACACUUCCUGAAUUCAAUGAAGAGGAAAACAAUAUUGACUCAGCAUAUUGUCAAAAAUAUAACUUAAAUCUUCUUAUUGGCGCUACCAUUGCCAGUGAAAUUAGAUCUAAAGUGAAAGAAAAAACAGGAUACGAAUGCUCUGCAGGUAUAGCGCAUAACAAAAUUUUGGCAAAAUUAGCUUGCGGUAUUAAUAAACCCAACAAACAAACAAUCCUUUCACUCAAUGAAACACCAAAGCUAUUGAAAAACUUGCCUGUUCAAAAAAUUAAGGGACUUGGAGGGAAGUUUGGUGAAGAAAUCAUUGCUGAACUGCAAAUUAAAACUGUAGGAGAUUUAUUGCGUUUCUCUAAAACUGAACUCCAAAAAAGAUAUGAUGAUAAAAACGGCAAUUGGCUAUUUUUGAUUGCUCGUGGUGUUGAUUUAGAAGCCGUUACUCCCAGAUUUUAUUCUAAAAGUAUAGGAUGUUGUAAAAAAUUCCCAGGCAGAAAUGCUAUAACGGGUUUAAAUACCUUAAAUCACUGGCUAGGUGAGUUAGCAAAAGAAAUCACUGACAGGUUAGACAAGGAUAUUAUAGAAAAUAAUAGAAAAGCGAAGCAAAUGGUUGUGAGUUUUGUUCAAGAAAUCAGUUCAAAUGAUGUAUCCAGUUCUAGAAGUGGAAAUUUAAAUUCAUACGAUGCUGAAUUGAUUGCUAAAUCUGCCUUAGAAAUAAUCCAGAAAAACACAGAUCAGUUUUUUAAACAGGAUAACUCCAAAAGUUUAAAUAAUCCUAUUAAAUUUUUAGGAAUAAGUGUAGGGAAGUUUGAAAAUGUAACAACUAAUCAAACUACUCUUCAAGAAAUGUUUGCAAAACAAAAACCAAAAGCAACAAUCGUUGCGUCGGUGGAAGUCACUGAAAAUUUUAAUAUACCAUUAAAUAAUGAUAUGAAGAAUAAAACUCAUAAUGUUACGAAGGACUCUGUAUUUAAUUGUGAAUCUCAGAUAAAUAGCGUUAACACUAUUAAGAAAAUAAACCUUGAAAAACAACCUAACUUGAAAUUUGAUGAAAAUUUGGAAGAAAACGACCUUUUAGAAAAGAAAGCUUCAGGUAACGUUAGUCCUGUUAUAACAGUUCAAAAAAAUAGAGAAAAUGUUGAAUUGAAUGAUUCAAUAGAAAGUGCAGAGGUAAAUCAAUUAGAUGCAGACAAAUCAAUAUCAAAAUUUGCCCCCCACGCAUCUAAUUCAAAAAACGGUUAUCAGACAUCCGAUUCACAGAUUUUUAUCCAUACAUCAAAUUCUAGAAAUUUAGAAUACACCAAAACUUAUGCGGAGUAUAUGUCUCCACCUGGAAUGGAAAUUGAUUAUGUUAAAUGUUCCGAAUGUGGAACAAAAGUUUUAUCUUUCAAUUAUCAAGUUCAUUUAGAUAGCCAUUUAGCUUUUAAAUUAAGCCAGCAAUUAAGAGAAGAAUAUCGGAAUGAGCUAAAAUCACAAAUGCCAAACAAUGUUCCAAGUAAAAAUAAAAAACAUGAGCUAAACAGUUCAUUAACAAAAAAAAAUGUAAAGAAAAAGAAACAAGAUGUCCUUCCGAUGGGCAACAUAACGAAAUAUUUGAAACCUUGUGAAAAGCCAAUAACAAAUGAAAACUUUAUCAAAUGUUCAGAAUGCGGCUUUUUUGUUGAUGAAACUAAAAUUUUUGAACAUAAAGAUUUGCAUCUUGCUCAAAAAAUUAACCAGGAAUGGAAUUAUUCGUAAUUUUCUGUUAUUCUAAAAAUGUAUAAAUACCUAAAGUUAAAUGAUACUGUAUUAAUUUUUUUAUAAUUUUCUAUAUUGUUUAUAAAGAAAACGUUAUACAUAA